AUGGGGGAAGCAGCUGGCAGAGACAAGGACUUAGAGGUUGUCUUCCAAAAGAAUGGUCUAAGCAGUGUUUGUUUCUUGCUGCCUCAGGUUUCAGAUACAGAAAACAUCCUGGGCAUUGUUCAAGCUGAAACCAUCAAAGUCUCUGUGGAGGUCUACGAUGUUAAUCUGAGCAUCAACAUGCCUGAAGGUCCAGAUGGUAGCUUGGAAUUUGGAACCAUUAAUGUCCUGGAUAAUAAGCAGCAAGUCCUGAGUCUGCAGAACAAAGGCUUAUAUGACAUUGAGUACAGUUUCAAGCUGACCACUGGAAGUGCCAAGAGGGGUGACUUGGAAUCUCCCUUCACUGUCCGGCCGCAGGGGGCUGUGCUGAAAGCCUCCCGGCCACCUGUGAAAGUUGAGGUCCUCUUCCACCCCACGACUGAAGUGUUUCUCAAGAGCAAACCCAUCCUGCUCUGCCAGGUCAUUGAUCUCAAAUCGGGUCAAGGAGGCGAGACCGUUGCCACCAUCCCAGUGAGGGUGUCGGCGAGAGCUGUGUACAGCAAGGACAGCAUCGAGCCUGCCUCGCCCAUCGACUUUGGUGCCAUGGUUAAGGGCACCAAGAAGAGACAGGUCUUAAUUGUAGAGAACAAAGGCGCCCUCAACUUCAAAUUCCUCAUCCACCGAGCACCUCCACUGCAAAGUUCACAGCAAGAGGAAUCUGCCCCCUCGGUCAGGGAAAGAAAACGCUCCACACAGGCUCAGCUCACUGCAGGCGUGUUCACGGUGUCCCCUUGCUCCGGCUCCGUCGGUCCUGGGGGCCAGCAGAAGAUCACAGUGGAUUGCAGCCCAGGAGCAGAGGGGAAAUGCGAGGAGCAGCUGUACAUUGACAUCAGCAACAGAGACCCCAAGGACAAUCCCCUCGGCAUUCCCUUUACCCUGACUGCCGAGUCCUGCCUCCCAGCGCUUGUUGAAGACGUCACGUCCAUCUUUGAGCAGUACCCGAUCCACAGCAACGUCAAUCUCCGCCAGACGUUACAGUCGGUGCAAGGCAACGGUGUGUUCAUCAGAGAUGAUAACAAAUUCAUCUUCACCAAAGUUCAGGUUGGGCAACGGGCCACGGCUCGCUUCAAGAUCUCUAAUGGCAGCAGUGUCCCAUGUGACGUGGUCCUCUCCAUCAAAGCCUUGCCUGGAGAGCCUCACAGCCUCAUCAGCAACAUCUUCAAGCUGGAUCCUGUCGAGAUGAGCAUUCCUGGCUUAUCCCACGCCUUUGCUACAGUGACCUUCACUCCAGAACAAAAGGAGGACUACCAGUGCACUUUCACAGCUUCCCUUGUUAGCCCAAAAAGCAGCUCCGUGAAGAUGAAACCCCAACAGCUGACCUUCACUGCCAGUGGAGAGGGGCACGUGCCUCAGGUGACAGUCGAGUGCCCGGGCCUUCGGAGUAAGAGAGGAACCCCUGUGCUGCGCUUCAGGAGGCUCCUGCUGGGGGAUUCACAGACACUCCCCCUGGUCCUUCGUAACAAUGGCAUCAUACCCACAAAGUUCACAGUUCAUAUCAUGGACGACAAGGGAGUUUUCUUUAUGAAAGGCAGGCAGUCCGCACUCCGUGCCUUCCACAUUGCAGACAUGGAAAAGGACUCCACUGGAAAAGCCAAGAAGCGUCCCGAGAAGCCUGACCUGCUCCUGGAACACGGGCAAUCAGCAGAGUUUGACGUGUUUUUCAAACCCACCCUGGCCCAACGUCUGAAAGGGAAGAUCCGUGUGCCAGUGUCAGGCAACAGUGAGAUCGACAUAGAGCUGGUGGGUGAAGGCCACAAUGAUGACUUCACCCUUGAUAACCUCCCUGGACUAGCAGAAGACAGCCAGGAGAGCAAUGCUGAGGGCAAUCUGGAGGACGACAUCAUUGAGGCUGUCAGAGCGAAUCACAUAAGUUUAGGGAUUGUGCACAAGGAGGAGGUGAUGUGGUUUGAGUGGCUGCUGGCAGAUGCCCUGUUCCAGUUCUCCCCCAAGGUGGGACACCUCCAGCCUGGCUGUGCCAAGAAUAUCAGAGUGACCUUGAAAUCCAAGGUCCCGGUCACCAUCAAAAGGCCCUCUGUGAACUGUAAGGUGGCCAAGAUCAAAUACCAGCUGCCACCAGAGGAGGUUUACGACUGGGACGACAGAAUGCGCACUGAGAAGUGGGAGGAUACCACCGAGAGACUCCCGGGAGCCCGCUGGCCUUUGAAGCGGAGGGUGGUCAAGGCAGUCCCGGAACCACCUCACACCAUCGUGGAGAGGAGCAGCCACGAGGUCGAGCUUGUCCUCAGUGCUCAGGUUGACUACGCCGAGUUCAAACUGGACACGGUCGAGGUUCAGCUGAAGCAGACUGAGCUCUUCCAGACAGAGAUAAGCACGGAAUGUAGCCCUGAAAUACUGCUGGGAGGAGAAUCUGGAGGAGGAAAUACCAUCAAAGAGUUCUGGGAGGCCGUUCUCGUCCACUCAGACACGUAA
This is a messenger RNA of Pipra filicauda (Wire-tailed manakin), 2466 nucleotides long. Its product is annotated as hydrocephalus-inducing protein homolog. Gene Ontology annotation, cellular component: axoneme. Bases 1 to 2466 code for a protein of 821 amino acids. The record is from RefSeq and is a predicted model, not a curated record. Gene Ontology annotation, biological process: cilium movement; axonemal central apparatus assembly. Lineage: Eukaryota; Metazoa; Chordata; Aves; Passeriformes; Pipridae. The transcript is spliced from 16 exons.